Messenger RNA from Hyalella azteca, 2232 nucleotides. RefSeq names its product N-acetylated-alpha-linked acidic dipeptidase 2. NCBI's taxonomy places the organism in Eukaryota, Metazoa, Arthropoda, Malacostraca, Amphipoda, Hyalellidae. Gene Ontology annotation, molecular function: carboxypeptidase activity. The transcript has 17 exons. The record is from RefSeq and is a predicted model, not a curated record. The annotation marks the transcript as partial.
CCGCUACGUGUACUUAGGCCGCUACGUAUUCUUGGGCCGCUACGUGUACUAAACGAGUUUUGAUAGCGCGACCCCAAGACCGUAAGCCCGAAUAAGAUUGACGGCGGGCCAAGUCCCUCAAGACAAAGUUAGGCCCGGGCCCGGCACGAUGAAGAUACUGGAGCGGUCGCACGUCAUCCUCCUGGUGGGAGGAGCGGCGGUGGGGCUCAUCAUAGGGGUCCUGGUGGGCCACGUCGCCACGUCUGGCAACGACGCCGCGGGAGCCGAAAGCUUGGCCUUCACGGCGGACCAGUUCGACCUGGACGAGCGUCAGGGCAGCGGCCGCGGAUCCCGAGAACUUCUCAGGCUCAUCAGCGCUGAGAAUAUCGGCCAGAACUUACGGGAACUGACGAAGGGCCCUCACGUGGCGGGGGGAGCUCGGGACGAGGAGUUGGUCCGGUGGCUGCAGCGGAAAUUUCUGGACUUCGGCUUCGAUGACGUCAGCGUUCCUGCAAGGGAAUAUCUCUUGUCCCACCCCGACCCCCUCAACCCAAACCUGGUGCGGCUAUACGACGGCGAUAACACAACGAUAUUCACAUCAUCCCACAAGGAACUUCCCCUUCACCCCGGCGACGAGCACCCCGAGUUCUCCCACGCCUUCAGCGCUUACACCCCUCGAGGGGACGUGUGGACGGCCGUGGGAGAGGCGGCCGUUUACGUCAACUACGGCAGCCUUGAGGACUUCGCUCGUUUGGCUGACCUAAACGUGACCGUAAAAGGCCGUAUUGCCAUCGUGCGCUACGGAAAACUUUUCCGUGGCAACAAGAUCACGCAUGCCGCUCAGUACGGCGCAAUUGGCGUGAUCCUUUUUUCGGACCCCAGCGACGUGGCGAGGGAAGGACAAAAACCUGAAGAUGUUUACCCUUACACCCACUGGCUGCCAGGGACGGGGAUUCAGAGGGGAACGACUCUGAUGGGGAGCGGAGACCCCCUCACCCCGGGGUGGCCUUCAACCGACACAGCUUACCGCAUCCCCAAGGAGGACGCAGGACUCCCCACCAUCCCCGCUCAGCCUAUAGGAUACGCGGACGCCAGGAGGAUACUGGAAACCUUAGAUGGCCCCGCUGCUCCCCAGGAGUGGCAGGGGGGCCUCGAGGGCCUCGUAUACCGCCUAGGCCCCACCAUGAGGCCAGAGUUUGCCACUCAUCGCCUGCGCCUCACCAGCAACAACAACGAAGUCGUCGUCAAGUCCAGCAACGUCAUCGCCACCCUCAAGGGGGGCGUGGAGCCUGAGCGGUACGUGUUCGUGGGGAACCACCGGGACGCGUGGGGCUACGGGGCCAGCGACCCCUCCAGUGGCACGGCCCAGCUGGUGGAGACGGCCCGGGUGCUGGGCCAGCUGGUGGAGGGGGGAUGGCGGCCGCGCAGGACCAUCGUCCUGUGCUCGUGGGGCGCCGAGGAGUUUGGCCUCAUCGGCAGCACCGAGUGGGUCGAGGAGCACGAGAUGCAGCUGGCCCAGCGGGCCGUGGCCUACAUCAAUACAGACACGUGCGCCGCAGGGCCUUACUUACAUCUGAAGGCCUCACCGCUGCUCUGGGGCCUCAACCUUAAAGUCACCGCCAUGAUAACCACCUCCUUCCACAGGCAGCAGACACUGGGUUCAGGCAGCGACUACGCAGCGUUCUUGUUCUACCUCGGCAUACCUGCACUAGAUUUGCGGUUCCGGGUGAACCAGGCGGAGCACUCCGGGAGGUACCCCACGUACCAUACGGGGUACGAUACGUACCACAUGCUGGCCAAUCUCACGGACCCGGGCUUCCGUGUUAUACANAUUCCAGAGUAUCUCACGGCAGCCGUGGACGAGCUCGUCGUAGCUACGCAGCGCUUUGAAGAGUCGCUUAAGGAGCAGCGUCGUAUGUCAGCUAUGCGGGUGCGGUUUGUCAACGAGCAGCUGAUGGCCCUGGAGCGAACCUUCGUCCUGCCCAGAGGACUGCCGGACCGUCCCCUCUACAGACACUCUGUGUUCUCGCCACCACGAUGGGAUGCGUACGCGGCCGCCGGGUUCUCUGGACUCAGUGACCUCCUGCACGACUACGACGAAAACGACGCUGCCAGAAAAUCGCAAGCGUUCUGGCAACUACCACUAACAGAUGAGAGCUCUGUGCCCGGGGUACGCGAUGCCGGCAAGUCGCUGCUCGACGAGUGGAUCGAGCACGACAAACUCAAGUACCCCGACGCUGCCGAGUACCCCGU